This is a messenger RNA of Acanthisitta chloris (rifleman), 1429 nucleotides long. RefSeq names its product CWF19-like 1, cell cycle control (S. pombe) (gene CWF19L1). Gene Ontology annotation, molecular function: RNA lariat debranching enzyme activator activity. The transcript is spliced from 12 exons. The annotation marks the transcript as partial. The record is from RefSeq and is a predicted model, not a curated record. Gene Ontology annotation, cellular component: post-mRNA release spliceosomal complex. Gene Ontology annotation, biological process: mRNA splicing, via spliceosome. Lineage: Eukaryota; Metazoa; Chordata; Aves; Passeriformes; Acanthisittidae.
CUGUCCAUUUAUCUGGCAUUUCUAGAUGCUUUUGUGCGUGGGGAAUUUCUUUGGCUCUACGUCAGAGGCAGAGUGGGACGAGUACCGCACAGGGGCCAAGAAAGCUCCCAUCCCAACCUACGUGCUGGGUGCUAACAACCAGGACACCCUGAGCUACUUUCCGGACGUCAGUGGCUGCGAGUUGGCUGAGAACAUCACUUACUUGGGCCGGCGAGGGGUGUUCAGCGGCUGCUCGGGGCUGCAGGUCGCCUACCUGAGCGGGACAGAGGCACAGCAGCAACCAGCUCCUGCACACAGUUUCAGUGCCAAGGAUGUGGCAGAGUUAAAGACAUCUCUGCUAGCAACCCCAAACUUCAGAGGGGUGGAUAUACUGCUCACAUCUCCCUGGCCCAGAGACGUGGGGACUUAUGCCAACAGCACGGGAGAAAUAGAUACCAAGAAAUGUGGCUCCAAGCUAGUAUCUGACCUAGCUGUGAGUCUCAAACCAAGGUACCACUUUGCUGCCCUGGAGAAGACCUACUAUGAAAGACUUCCCUACAGAAACCACACAGUGCUUCAGGAGACACCACAGCAUGUGACCAGGUUUAUUGCACUUGCUGAUGUUGGCAAUACAAGCAAGAAAAAGUACCUAUAUGCCUUCAGCAUCGUGCCGAUGAGCGCGAUGGAGCAUGCGGAGCUCGUCAAACAGCCCCAGGAUGUCACUGAGAACCCCUACAGGAAACUGCAGAAGGAGGCUCAGAAUACCAAAGCCACCCUGUGUGCAGAGGAGGAACCAGCUUGUCAGUUUUUCUUUGACUUGAACAAACAGCAGGGAAAGAAACGCCCCUCAGAUGGGAGGGAGAGAGGAGACUCCCAGCCUAAGCAAGCCAAGAAACCCCCACAGCCCACAGGGCCCUGCUGGUUCUGCCUGGCCAGCCCAGAGGUGGAGAAGCACCUGGUUGUCAGCAUUGGCACACAUUGCUACCUUGCCCUGGCCAAAGGGGGUUUAUUACCUGACCACGUCCUGAUUCUGCCUAUUGGGCACUAUCAGUCAGUAGUGGACUUGUCUUCAGAGGUGCUGGAAGAAGUGACCAAAUACAAGUCUGCCCUAAAGGAAUUUUUCAGAAGCAAGGGCAAGAGAUAUGUCCUGUUUGAAAGGAACUACAGGAGUCAGCAUCUGCAGCUCCAGGUGAUUCCUGUCCCACUGGACCUCUGUACUUCUGAAGACAUUAAAGAGUCUUUUAUUGCACAAGCACAGGAACAACAGAUUGAAUUGUUAGAAAUCCCAGAGCACUCGGACAUCACGCAAGUGGCACAGCCAGGGAUGCCCUACUUCUACGUGGAGCUGGACACAGGCGAGAAGCUGUUCCACCGCAUCCGUGGGCGAUUCCCACUGCAGUUUGGCAGGGAGGUGCUGGCGAGCGCGGCGCUGCUGGCGCUGCCGGAGCGC